Messenger RNA from Thelazia callipaeda (thelaziosis nematode), 588 nucleotides. Lineage: Eukaryota; Metazoa; Nematoda; Chromadorea; Rhabditida; Thelaziidae. The record is from the annotation of a GenBank genome assembly.
AUGAAGAGAAUUAUACAUUUAAUAACCAUAAUAAAUUUAUGCUUAUUGUUGUAUGUAAUUAAUAAAACUUUUAAAAAAGUUUUCUCGAAAUUGAAGUUGUCGAAAUUUUAUUUCAGGAAUAUUUACUGCACAUAUUAUCGGAAUACAAAUGAGAUUACCUGUGGGACGGUAACCUGUCAAACGCAUACUCCAUUUGGUAAGGAUCUCGAAGAAGAAGAGGGAUUAGAUACUAAAUUACCACUCGGUUGGUAUCGCAUUGGGACGCAACAAAUUCGUCAUGAUACUUCUUGGUUCAAUUUAUAUCGUAGAAGAGCUUCUGGUUCUGGAUAUUGGGAUUUCUAUACAAUGAUUCCGGAGCGCAACUGCGUUGGAAGUUUUGGUUUGCAUGCUGGCGAGAAUUUGGCUGGUUCAGUUACGCUCAAAGAUAAAAAAUGCUUUGAUCGAUUGAUUCGACAAAUUGAACGGCAGACUACCAGUGAAAAAUUUGAUGUUUAUCAAUGUCGAAAGUGUAUUUUCAAUUCCUGCUGGUUGGGUGUUCGUCUUCUUCCUGCUUAUCGAGAAUAUUUAACUAAUUUAAGAUCCAUUUAA